AUGACCACAACCACAUUACCAUCCAGCAUACUACUUGAUAAUUCUGUCACUAGUGAUAUAUCGACAGUAACACCCUCAUUAUCCAACCUACAUGUGGCUACAGACUUAUACAACUAUGCCAAUGGAGGAGGCUCAGUGCAAACUGUUGACUCUUCUUCUUCAUCAUCAUCAUCCUCAUCAAUCACGGGGUUACUUUAUGCUAGUGCAUCAUCUGAUUUAGCUGAUGCCACUGGUUCAUUUUCAGCUAGUUCUGAUGUAAAGACUUUAAGUAUCUCAUCAUCCAAAGCUAGUGGUUCAAAAUCAAGCGCAUCAUCAAUCUCGUCGGAUGGUUCUGCUAGUGGUUCUUCUUCCAGCACAGCCUCUGCUUCGUCGGAAAAUAGUGCAAGUAAUAACAAUGUUGCUGGGUCUUUGAAGAAUGGCAAAUACUUAUUGAUGUUUUCGUUGUUUACUGUUGCUUCGAUGGUUGUUUCGAUUUGA
Molecule: messenger RNA, 477 nt
Organism: Lodderomyces margitis
Lineage: Eukaryota; Fungi; Ascomycota; Pichiomycetes; Serinales; Debaryomycetaceae
Gene: FAV2
Product: Fav2p
Exons: 1
Coding region: 1-477 (158 amino acids)
Source: RefSeq, a predicted model, not a curated record